Molecule: messenger RNA, 1133 nt
Organism: Lineus longissimus
Lineage: Eukaryota; Metazoa; Nemertea; Pilidiophora; Heteronemertea; Lineidae
Exons: 4
Coding region: 107-685 (192 amino acids)
Biological process (GO): mitochondrial electron transport, NADH to ubiquinone
Source: RefSeq, a predicted model, not a curated record
UGAAAGACAAAGAAAUGCCAGCCCACCAAACUUAGAGGGCCACUGUCCACACUUUCGUCCACACUUUCGUCCACAGUUUACACCUACCCAAAGGAGAGUGUUCAAAAUGGCGGAUCCGUCGUACACCGCGAAGGUGACCCACGCUCAAAAUGCCUACAAAAGAACACUUUACAAGGAAAAAUUAAUGAAAUUGCAUGAUGAAAGAAGGGGUGGAAAGUUUCCUCCAUUUUCAAUUGAGCCUGUACCGGGUGAACGAUCGCGGUUGGCCUCUCCCAUGACCGAUGAAGUGCGUGCGCUUCGGAAGCAGUGGGUUCUUGAUCAAAAACUUGCACCUCAUGAACCCGUUCACGUCCCUGAACUCAAGCCAUUGAAUCCUAUUCGACGAAUGUAUAGAGCUCCGGCAGAUUUCCUUUUCUUGAAAGCUUUGAAACCUAUCCUCGGUUCACAAGCCGCCAUGUUCCGGUACUUUGCACCAAAAUUUGGCAUGGGACUGUUUGCCUUGUAUGCCGCUUGCUACCACCUGAAAUACAACUCUUCUGAUUGGGAAUUGUCAAAAGGAUGGCACAUGAGUAUCAGCAGACCGCCGAUGCUGCCUACUGAUGAAAAUUAUCCGAACGCAGUUCACAAAAGGCCCGACCAGUUCUACGACAAGAAAUUCUCAAAGACUGGAACCAGUCUAAUAUAGACAUUUUGUUUGAAGUUGAUUAGGAAAUAAUGGUUGAUAUAGUCAGUGUGCUUGGAAUAUAAAUUUGUUAGAAUUUCUUAUGACAGUUGAGGAAAACAUUCAAGACUUCUCCAGGAGUGGUUCUAUCCUCCAGCCGACCUCAAGUUGGUUCAAAAUGUGCAAGUACUAAUUGUCACUUAACUUGCAAAUCAUUCUUUAGCUUCAUCACACAGACAAGGAUACAAUAUCACAAGAAAAGAAAUUUACAACUCAGAAUGCUGUGCUGUGGCUUUUUCAUUUAUCUUUGUUGUCAACUUAAGGUCGGCCUGAGUAUAUGCAUGACCAUGUUGUAAAAUCAUAUUUCAGUUGGUGGUUCUGAUAGUAGAAAUGGUGAAUAUCACACUUCAAGCCAUGGAAUAGUAAAAAUUGUACAUAUUGUAUGUGUGAAAUAUGAAUAAAGUAUUUGAAA